Molecule: messenger RNA, 954 nt
Organism: Corylus avellana
Lineage: Eukaryota; Viridiplantae; Streptophyta; Magnoliopsida; Fagales; Betulaceae
Product: Late embryogenesis abundant (LEA) hydroxyproline-rich glycoprotein family
Biological process (GO): defense response to other organism
Cellular component (GO): plasmodesma; plasma membrane
Source: RefSeq, a predicted model, not a curated record
CUCUUCCUUAGCCUUGUCAACUUCUCCUCAUCACUCUCUUUUCUUCUUCUUCACCUCUCUCUUUCUCUCUCUCUCUCUCUCUCUACAGCUUCCUUCCUGCAAAUGUCUCAAGUCGUCAUAAAGUCUCCCAAACACUGUGCCAAGAAAGGACUGAACAUUGACAAGCUCUACAAGAAGCUUUUCUUUCUCUUCUCCACCUUAUUCACCACCAUCCUCUCACUCAUAUUACUCAUCUGGCUCAUCUUGCGCCCCACAAAGCCUGAGUUCACCCUGAAAGAAGCUGAAAUCUACCAACUCAACCUCUCAGGCCCUCACCUUCUCAACUCCUCCAUCCAACUCACCAUCCUUUCCAAGAACCCAAAUCAGAAACUUGGGAUUUACUACGAUGAGAUGCAAGUUUACGCCGCUUAUAAGGGACAGCAGAUUACAACAUACACCUCUCUUCCUCACUUCUACCAAGGACAUGAAGACAGCAAUCUCUUGACAGCCUCUUUGGUCGGAGCAGGAUUGCCUGUGGCUCCAUCUUUUGGUUAUGAAGUUGGGCGUGACCAAACGGCAGGUAAACUAGUUGUGAACCUGAAGGUGAACGGGCAGCUCCGAUGGAAGGUCGGAACUUGGGUUUCCGGCCGGUACCGGUUAAAUGUUAAUUGUGUUGCAGUCACUGCUUUCGGACCAGUCAUCCCAACAGGUCCUCUGACUACAAAGCAGGGGACUCAGUGUUCUACUUCUAUUUGAAUUUAAUUAAUUACUAACAUGAUUAGCCUCUGCUCUCUAGUACUGAGUCCUUAAUUUAUCUCUAUCUUUGGUUUUCAAUGGCCUUAAUUGCUUGCUGUUUACGGAUUGCUGCUUGUAAGUGUUGUAUAUUGGUUAUGAUUGAUAGGAUUGAAAGCUGCGAUUAUAAGGAAGAUUGAAAGAAUAUGAAAAGCUUGUUAUCUUAUCUUCUUUUUUCUAUCA